AUCGCGAUGUCCGCGUUUAAUGCCACGAUCCCCGCAACCCCAUGCGGCCAACAGACCUCAAACAGUUCAGACGUCGUCCAGCAGAACUUCAACGAUGAACUUCGCGCCAACUAGGAUCAUCAUGCAGUGCACGAAAAAAUGUUUUUUUCUGUUGGUUCUGAUGCUGACAUGUCGUGCAGACGUGGACGAGAGGAAACUGAUCAGGAUAAGGGGUGAUAUUAUUUUCGGGGGUAUAUUUCCCAUGCACGAACAGAUAAGCGGGAGCUUUGAUCUGCCCUGCGGGGCUGUUAAGGAAGAGAAGGGUAUGCAGAGACUUGAGGCGAUGCUGUAUGCAAUCGACGAAAUUAACAAAAGCUCAGAACUUCUUCCGAAUGUUAGUCUGGGCGCCCUGAUCAUUGACUCCUGCAGUAGCGACACUUACGCUCUUGAACAGUCCAUGGAGUUCGUAAGAUCCUACAUGAAUCAGGAUAUGUCUGAAUAUCAGUGUGAAUCAGGGAAACCCCCUGUUUAUGUCCCCCACAAACCUGUGACAGCAGUGAUUGGCGCAUCUUUCAGUGUUGUUUCUAUAAUGGUAGCAAAUAUACUGAGACUUUUCAAGAUCCCCCAGGUCAGUUAUGCCUCAACGAGUACCGAGUUGUCCGACAAAUCCAGGUUCGAAUAUUUCAGCAGGGUUGUGCCACCUGAUAACUUUCAGGCACAAGCAAUGGUUGAAAUUGUUAAGGAACUUGGCUGGAAGUACGUGUCCACAGUAGCAGUGGAAGGUGAUUACGGAGAACGUGGAAUCGCUUCUUUCAUAUCACAUUCAUCGGAAGCGAAUAUCUGUAUUGCUGUUACGGAAAAGAUACAGAGAAACUCCAAGGUAGAAGAUUUCGAUAGGAUCAUAGACAGAUUGUUGCAAAAGCAAGCCAGAGCAGUAGUUCUUUUCGUUGAUGAAGACAAUACCAGAAAAUUGCUGAAAGCGACAAUACGUGCUAAUAAGACCGGAUAUUUCCUAUGGAUAGGUAGUGACUCCUGGGGAGCUAAAGUUCAUCCAGUGAGAGAUCAGGAAUUCGCAGCUGAAGGAGCAAUUACUAUUCUUCCACAUCGAAAUGCCAUAAAAGAAUUUGACGAUUACUAUCUAUCUCUGAGACCGAGAAUAGAUACAGACAUGUUUUGCAACAGUACCUCUGAGGCAAAUAUCCCUCACAAGCAGAAUUCCAGCUUGUUGAUCAACUGCAGGAACGCUUGGUUCAGAGAGUUCUGGAGUCAGCACAACAAUUGCAGUUUCAACAAUUCCGGAUUGAGAAAAUGUACUGGUCAUGAGAGCAUCGGGGACUAUGAGCAAGAAGGUCUUGUACCCUUUGUUGUUGAUGCCGUCUACGCAGCUGCUCAUGCUGUCCAUGACAUCAUAGUCGACGUAUGUGGACAGCCUUUUCAUCUUUGUGAUAAAUUGAAGCCCGCCCCCACUGGACCACAGCUUCUUAAGUACUUGAGGAAUGUUUCCUUUAUCGGACGCCAAAAGACUGAGGUCAGAUUCAACAAAGACGGCGAUGCGUUUGGUCACUACAACAUUUAUCAAUAUCAGAGACACGAAGAGGGCAAAUAUGAUUACAGGCUGAUCGGGUCGUGGAAGGAAAGGUUGUACUUAAAUUUGAAAGCAUUAUCCUGGAAAGAAACAAGUGCAAUUCCUAAGCUGAUAUGUAGUGAAGAGUGCCCUUCUGGACAUAUCCGUAACUUUCAGGACCAAUGCUGCUGGGUUUGCGUGGCUUGCAGAGAGGACUCUUAUGUAUUCAAUGACACUUGCAAAGCUUGCAAGCCAGGCUGGGCCCCCAAUAAGAAUAUGGAUGGUUGUGACAAGCUUCAAGCUCAAGUGAUAGACUGGUUGAGCCCAUGGGCGCUGGUACCCCUGAUUUUCAGUUCCUUCGGCAUUAUAUGUACCCUUUUCACUACAUGUGUAUUCAUACGAUACAACAGAACUCCUGUUAUCAUGGCAUCUGGAAGGGAACUUUGCUAUGUUCUACUAAGUGGCAUUUUAUGUUGCUACUCGAUGUCUUUCAUCAUUUUAGCUAAGCCCACAGUGGAGACGUGUGCAGUUAUGCGUGUGGGCUUAGGGCUUUGUCUGAGCAUCUGCUACAGUGCUAUAUUCACAAAAACUAACAGGAUCUCGAGAAUAUUCAACAGAGGUGUCAAAAGUAUCAAGAGACCGCUGUAUACUUCGCCAAUAUCUCAAGUCGCAAUCGCUCUAGGUAUCGUAUCAAUUCAGCUGAUUGGGGCAAUUGUAUGGCUGAUAAUAGAGAGGCCAGAUGUCAGGGAGAUUCACCCCCAGCCCCUAACAGCUGUCUUGACCUGUCGCGUCUCGACUUUCUCUCUAAUAAUGUCGCUGGUUUAUAACAUGAUUCUGAUAACACUCUGUACACUUUAUGCUUUCAAGACGAGAAAAAUACCAGAAAACUUUAACGAGGCUAAAUACAUCGGUUUUACAAUGUACUCCACGUGCAUUGUUUGGCUGGCAUUCUUACCAAUUUAUUUUGGAACGAAUAAUGAUUACAAGAUUCAAAUCGUAAGUAUGUGUAUGUGUUUGAACAUAAGCGCAACGGUGGCACUGGGAUGUCUGUUCACCCCAAAGGUGUAUCUGGUAAUAUUUCAACCGUACAAAAAUGUCAGGCAAGGUGGAAAUGGCAACCAAGGGCAGGACCGUCCAGCAUACAGUAUGCGAUUCACGGCACCGCGCUCACAAACAAUGCAAUCUAUGACCAGCAACUCCAGGUCUUCGCCAAAACCUCUAAGACACUCAAAUGGUGAUCAAAACCCUCUGCCCAGCCCAAGUGUGGAAGAGAGUACUCUGAGUUAAAUAUCAAAAUGAGCAGAAAUUCCCUCCCACCCCUGCUUUUUCCUUUAUUCUUCGUUUAGAUUAAAUAAAUGUGUAGUCUCCCCAAAAAUUCCUGAUGUCAUAUUGGAUAUCAACAUAUUCUCAAAAUUCCUGUUCGGUGUAAAUCUGCAUAACUUGCAUAAGUCGAUUACUGGGGGCAUUAAGUACAAUCCAAUUUGUCGAUAACUUUCUACAUACCUCAUUCCAAUAACAGAGCAUCUUACGUACCUAAUAUUUUGGUAACGAAGCUAUAGUACAAUAUUGCAUGAAUACAAAACGAAAGUAAAUGUGAGACAUUUCUGGUUCUGGUGAUGAAAGUUAAUCAUCACGAAUCUGGGGCAGUUCAAAGACUACCUAAAAACGUAUACUUAUGUAUAUGUGAUGACAAUUUCAUAUAUAGCUGUUGAACUGGAAAAAUUUGUUGUACCUACUCUGAAAAAUUAUUAUGUAGUAACAAGAACGACCGCAAUGCGGUAAUAGUUUUCCUAAAUUACUAUAUAAACUGAUGCCAAUUAUCAUUCCACUUUUCAAUGGUUAAAACCAUCAUCGUCGUUACAAAGAAGGCAUGUUAUAAAUGUUGCAAUUACCCGUUGUUCUGGUCAAAUUAAGAGUCCUAACCAUAGCUCUCGGACUAUAUAGUUAGAUGCAAUGUGAAAAUCUUUUUGUAUAAAUUUCAAAUGCGUCUCUAACUAUAUACAAACUACUGAUGUUCAAUGAAAAAACUCAAAAUAUCUCAAAAAAAUUAGAUAAAUGUGAUUGUAAAUAGUUAUAUCAGUUUUAUCACCUGAUAGAUCAAAAAUAUAUGUAUAUAACUGUCAUAAAUAUUGAUUAGGUAAAGUAAAUUUCAUAGAUUUUACUUUAGAACUGAUGGAGAUAUCGUGUAUUUCCAAAAAAUGACUGUUUUAAAGAGUGUUAUAUCGAUUUUCUGUAGAAAGAUAAGAAUAACACACCUACAAGUAAAGAAUGAAAUAUUGUAAGGUGUUACUUUUAUCAAUUUUGAAUUAUACUGAAUUAGAGUAGGUAUAAAAAUGGAAUCCAUAAGUCUUUUGAUAGCUUCAAAUCAUGGCUUUCAUGAUUUCGAAACAUCUGUAUAUACAUAAUACGUAGCUGAUUAAUUUUUUAUUGUUAUAGAGCGCCAAUUUUUUUCUGAAGAAAGUCUUUGAUCUACUGUGACUUCAAUUGGUAAAUGAACGUUUUCAGGGGAAGUUUAAAAAUUUUCGAAUGUUCAGAAGAUUUUUCAGAUUCUUUGGCAGCUUAUUACUACGUUAUUUUGUCUGGUGAGUGUCCACCAGUCAAUAAAGCAGAAUUCUAACAGUAUUUUUACAGACGGUGUUCAUUAGAGUUUCAAUUGUACAAAUAUCUGAUAACCAAGAAAUGUAUUUAUGUUACUUGUUCAAUGGAUUCACUGUGAAUUUUAUGUGUUAUAAGCAUUGUGUCACUAUUUGUGUUUCCUAAAUCUGUAUGUUACGUUUUGAUGCGUAUUUAACCACAAUGCUUGAACUCAAAAGGCUGUUAAACGUGGACUGUUAAAAAUCUUCGAUAUAUUAUAACACAAUUUUAAAAAACUAGAUGUUUGUAUUGUUGAUGUAUUCUUAGAUUUAACGAAUUCAAUUCUCUACACUUUGUGAUAGCUUCUUAUGCCAUUCUUUCUAAAUUUUCAAAUACAUAAUUAUGUUAUUGAAGUCUAGAUGCAAAUCAUAUCGAAUAUAUAAUCACUCUUGAAAACGAUGUAAUGUGAUAACUAUUUUUUCUGCUACUUGUGUGAAUAAAUGUAUUCAUUGUU
Molecule: messenger RNA, 4631 nt
Organism: Coccinella septempunctata (seven-spotted ladybird)
Lineage: Eukaryota; Metazoa; Arthropoda; Insecta; Coleoptera; Coccinellidae
Product: metabotropic glutamate receptor 7-like
Exons: 15
Coding region: 20-2830 (936 amino acids)
Biological process (GO): G protein-coupled glutamate receptor signaling pathway; regulation of synaptic transmission, glutamatergic
Cellular component (GO): membrane
Molecular function (GO): adenylate cyclase inhibiting G protein-coupled glutamate receptor activity
Source: RefSeq, a predicted model, not a curated record